CUACCUACGACUUCAUAGGUUUCGAGCGCUCGUUUGGAGCAUUUUUUGUGAUCCCUAAAAUGAGUACAGUUGCUCAAUCAGCGCCAUAAGCUGUAACGCCCGAAAACCCUUCCGCCCCUGCUACCGCCAGCCUCGUCCGCUGACAUAAUCAUGAUGCCCAUAUCGGAUGAGCCGGUAAAGUACAACAUGUUCCAUCAACCUAGGGAUUGCCAGCUGCGAGGAGAAUCAAAUGUCCAAUGGUUCAGCUAGAUUGAACGUACCUGCUGCUACCUUGUCCCAGUCUCCGCUGGCAACUUCUCGUCUACCGGCACCAUGGAUGCCACGAGUAUGGAGCAGGUAGUGUCGUCACGAACACGCAGAUGCCGGAGCGGCAUAAACAUUCUGCCAUGGCCAAUUGUGCCAUGCGGCGACUUGUGCUAUAAGUCAGUGACUUGAGCUUGAGGGCCAUCGCUUUCGAACACGGCGAUUGUUAACCCCCAGGUACUGCCUACCCCAAAAGGAAGAAGCCCACAGGUGAUCACAACACCUCGUCUUCCCGCCACAUUGGCGGACGAGGAAGGCAAAUCAAUGGCGACCAGCAAUGGAGCCAACGGACACCCCAACGGCGAUGGCGAAGGAGGACCUCUAAACACCACCGAGCCGCUGCACCGAGGUGCUUUCCUAGCACUGCUUCAAGAUUUCAGCCCGAUAUGGUUCACAUGGUGCAUGAACGCCGGAAUAAUUGCGAUCCUGAUGCACCAGCUACCAUACCAAUUUGACGGGCUCGGGGUUUUGUCGACCAUAGUCUUCAUGUUCGACUUUGUGCUGUUCAUUAUCUUCUCGGCCGUGUAUAUCCUCCUUUUCGCCAUAUUCCGAGGCCAGGCGUACAGGGAGCUGGUCGACGACGUGUCGCAGCUGGCGCUGUUUGCAUGCUGGCCCAUUGCAUGGCUGACCCUCGUGGCAUUCGUGUCGUUGACCGUAAGCGAGGCUGUUUCUUGGGGCGGUCACGCCUUUACCUUGGUCGCCUAUGUCAUGUGGUGGAUCGGUACGGCCUGGAUGAUGGCCACGCUUUGCUUCGUUAUCAUCACGCUUGUGCGACGACACUCGAUUUCGGACCAGCAGCUGCCUCCUCUGGUCUUCAUCCCCUCCGUGGGCGUGGCAACACUAGCCACGAUCGGCGGUCUUGUCAGCAGUUUCUCGCACGACAUCUCUGCCCGACUUGCCGUUCCGGUUAUCAUCGCCUCGUUCUUCGCCGUCGGAGUGGGUUUGCUGCUGGCCACCUUCCUGUAUACAAUGCUACUCCACCAUCUGCUCACCAAGGGCUGGCCGCCGCCCCAGCAGACAGCCUCAAUGUUUCUGUUCGUGGGACCUAUGGGCCAAUCUGCGGCGGCCCUACAAUUGCUGGGAUCGGCCGCCCACACAUACGGUCGUUUCGAGGGAUACCACAAGGGGGCCUUUUUGACCGAGACCGCAGCCGCCCCACUCGAGGUCGCCUGUAUCAUGACGGCCCUCUUGCUCAGCGGUAUGGGAACCGUAUGGUUGAUGCUUGCAGUGUGGGCGAUGGCCGAGCGUGCUUUCCAAAAAGAGUUGUCGUGGACGCCGACCUGGAACGCAAUCAUUUUCCCCACGGGAACUCUGACGACUUCAAUGCUGAUGUUCAGCAUUGAAAUGGACUCUCCUUUCUUCCACGUCAUAACCACCCUUCUCCUAUUGCUCAUGAUCUUGAUGUUCUUUGUCAAUCUUGCCGCAACGCUGUGGGAGAUAUACCAGGGACGCUUGCUCGUUAUCAAAGAAAACCCUCGAGCUAAGAAGGAAAUAGAAGAGCGGCACAAGUCUCGUUAGAUACCUAGGUAGAGAGUAAUAUCAUCACCUGUGAAAUG
Messenger RNA from Exophiala dermatitidis NIH/UT8656, 1859 nucleotides. RefSeq lists its product as uncharacterized. The record is from RefSeq and is a predicted model, not a curated record. Gene Ontology annotation, molecular function: sulfite transmembrane transporter activity. Bases 568 to 1821 code for a protein of 417 amino acids. The transcript has 2 exons. Gene Ontology annotation, biological process: transmembrane transport; sulfite transmembrane transport. NCBI's taxonomy places the organism in Eukaryota, Fungi, Ascomycota, Eurotiomycetes, Chaetothyriales, Herpotrichiellaceae. Gene Ontology annotation, cellular component: plasma membrane.